This is a messenger RNA of Saccostrea cuccullata (small rock oyster), 1348 nucleotides long. Its product is annotated as neuronal acetylcholine receptor subunit alpha-2-like. Lineage: Eukaryota; Metazoa; Mollusca; Bivalvia; Ostreida; Ostreidae. Bases 1 to 1242 code for a protein of 413 amino acids. Gene Ontology annotation, biological process: signal transduction; nervous system process; chemical synaptic transmission. The record is from RefSeq and is a predicted model, not a curated record. Gene Ontology annotation, molecular function: transmembrane signaling receptor activity; excitatory extracellular ligand-gated monoatomic ion channel activity; transmitter-gated monoatomic ion channel activity involved in regulation of postsynaptic membrane potential. The transcript has a single exon. Gene Ontology annotation, cellular component: plasma membrane; neuron projection; synapse.
AUGAUGAAACACGGAGUGGUCAGAUUUAGAUGUCUGUUGAUCUUAUCGGUGAUCCUCCCCAAAAUUGACGGAGGGACCCUGACAGAAUACAACAACGUUCACAGCACGGUUUUAUCUGGUUACAACAAGGAUGCUAGACCCGUAAUUGAUCAGUCCCAGGUUAUGAACGUCACGUUGGGCUUCCAUCUGCUGACCAUCGCUAACGUGGAUGAAGUGACCAGCGAAGUGGUCAGUGUAGGAAGUUUUUACAUACACUGGAAGGACGAAGUUAUUCAGUGGGAUCCUUCGCUGUAUGGAUAUACUUUUUCGAUUAAUAUCGACGAGUCGCUUGUAUGGAAGCCACCAAUGACAUUUCUUAACCCUAUGUCUUCAAAUAUGGGUCUUUUAGGAUUCAAACAUUCAAAAAUCAAGUACUAUGCCGACGGCGGUGCCUACUGGAACAUUGCCGAUAGGUAUCAAACGACGUGUGAUUUUGACACGAGGUAUUUUCCUUUCGAUAAACAAACUUGCAGCAUGAAAAUCAUGGUCUGGGAUUACAAUAAACAUGAAGUCUUGAUGUAUGCAUCGAAUUCGGUAAUUGAUUUAAACUACUACAGUGAAAAUGGAGCCUGGAUCUUGGCUUCCACAGAAACCAAGUUUGAGCUUCUUGCAGAAAAUUCGGUCGUGGUCUUUAACCUUAAUUUGAAAAGGCGUCCUUUGUUUUUUGUUGUCAAUCUUUUUAUUCCAGUGUUUGUAAUGCUGAUGUUAAACACUUUGGUGUUUAUUUUACCAGCAGAUAGCGGUGAACGUGUAGGGUACUCCAUCACAUGUCUUCUGGCUUUGGCGGUCUUUCUGUCUCUGGUGUCAGAUGGUCUGCCACAAGUAUCCAAGCCAAUGCCAUUGAUAGGGUAUAUUUUGGCCACAUAUCUUAUAAUUUCCGGUCUCAUCUGCGUGGAAACCAUCUUCAUUCUUCGUGUACAUCAUAAAGAGGAAGAGGAGGAAAUUUCGCCGUUUUUUAUGCGGUGUUACAAUUUAUUUUCUUGUGGUUCCUGCAAAAAAAGCUCUCCAAGUGUGGAUAAUUUUACAACAGAAAAAGAUCAAGAAAUGACAAAAGUUGCUUUCGAGAUUCCCGAAUUAUCCCCUGUAACAUGGAAAAAGAUAUCGUCGAGUCUGGACAAAAUUUGUUUUAUGAGCAAUUUGGCCAGUGUAAUCAUAGUUGGGGCCGUUUUCUUUGUGAUUGUUAACGUCAAGUCCAUUUCUUGACAUUUCAAAUAUGUAAAUCUACAUACACAAAAAUAGUGCAGAGUGACACUGACUCUGACAAUAUCACAGUGCGGAGUAUUAGCAUCUUGAACAUCCUGGUACUUCU